AAAUGAAUAAUCAUUGCAUAAAUUAAAACUUUCGGUUAUGGAAAUGCUGAAAUCAUCAACAAUUUGGGAAUCCGCCAGUCGGCCGCUUUUUGUGCGCUCAAUUUGGCUGGAAGCGCCGAAAACUGGGCGUGCCGGUGCACAACGCCAUUUCAUACUGGACUACGAGCCAAGACAGCGGCGCAUACAUUCGAAGUCGGCGGCGAGCAUACGCAGAAAUAAGGCGCAUGCCACGUUGCAACAUUCACAUUCAUAUGACUUUGUUGGCGAUUGGCAGGAUCAUAAUCAGUGCAGAUUUGCGGAAGAGCCGCAAAGAGAUUUAUUACUCAUUGUGCCAGCCAAAGUAGAGCCACCAGCGGCAGCAUCAACGCAACAGACACAUCUCCUUCAACAGAAAUACUCAAACAAAACACCACCCACUCCGGCGGGUCGCAGCCAUAAACGAGCAACACUUUUUUUUCGCCAUCGCCCACCGCGUCACGGUCCACUUCACGAACUCUACGAGCUGUAUUCGCGCCACAGUUCACUACAAGAUCUGCAAUCGACGCUCUCACAAGCGAACUCACAUGCGGAUGAGCGCCUGGCGGAGCGUGUACUAAAUUGGCUCGAUUUAGCUGGCAAGCGUAUUGACACCACUCAGCCAACUGAAGCUCCUAGAGACAUCAGUGAAAUGGGAAAGCGAUCGAAAAAGCCAACAGCAAAGACACUAACAACACAGGCUCCACAAACUGCAACAAUUGCUACUACCAGCAACAAGUCGCAUACUCUGCGUUCCGCCAACACACAAACCCAGCCACACCCACAAUCACAAAUCACUACAACACAAACGUCCUCCAAUGCAACACGUUCGCGUAAACAAGUCCGCUAUGCAAGCGCUGUGCGCCCAGAGCAAAUCCCAACAGCGAGCCAAACGGAUCAAACUCGAUCCGCAGAUCCCGUCAAGCACAUCACAAUCAUUUUCGAUCGCGAGGGUGUGCCGGUGCGCUUCAAUCGACCAGUACGUAACAUAGAUUUAUGUAGCCUAAGCGCUAGCCCGAGCACAGUUCGUCGCAUGGCUGGUACUUUGGCUUCCGCACGACUCUACAAUGAAGGUGAGCGUUCUUUCCUGCAACCAGCAUUGAAAACCGUCUCCGCGAAACAGCGUCGCUCCACUGAGUUGGAGCAUGGCGCAUAUGCAGUGAAGUCAAUGCAAAAACGAUGCCACGAUGCGGGUGCCUACGAUGCCAAAAAACAACUGCAUAUUUUUAUGCCGAAUUUACCGAAGAAGGGUCUAUUAACAGCGGCCGGUACGAAUGAUAGCGUUUGUGGCAGUGCCGAUGAUACGGUCAGUGGAUUGAGCAAUGUAUUCAGUGAGCUUUGUAAAAUUUAA
This is a messenger RNA of Bactrocera tryoni, 1366 nucleotides long. RefSeq lists its product as uncharacterized. Bases 38 to 1366 code for a protein of 442 amino acids. NCBI's taxonomy places the organism in Eukaryota, Metazoa, Arthropoda, Insecta, Diptera, Tephritidae. The transcript has 2 exons. The record is from RefSeq and is a predicted model, not a curated record.